AUGGCAACAGCUACGAAUGCAAGAUGGCAGAAGAUCGAUCGCAUCACUGCAAAAGACGUGUAUCUAGAGUUACCACGUGGUAAACGACGCUAUCUGACGGCAUUUCUAUGUCUAUGUGUCUCUACUAUUUGUUAUGCUGAUCGCACAAAUAUGGGCAUUGCAUUACCGUCAUUUAUCACACAUACAACGGAACAGGGUGAAAUACUUUCUGCCUUCUUCUAUGGCUACAUGUGUACCCAAAUUCCUGGAGGGUAUUUUGCUGCUAGAUUUGGUGCAAAACUUGUUUUACUUGUUGGUGUCAUUGUAUGGACACUUUUUGAUCUGUCGACGGUACUAGUGGCAAAAUGCUUCACGUGUCUCUUUGUGACGAGAAUAGGGAUGGGGCUUGGAGAAGGUAUUUUGUUCCCAUGUAUGCACCAAAUUGCUGGUGCGUGGUACCCGAUACAGGAACGAAGUCGCCUUGUAUCACUAGUGGCAAGUGGUUCCGACCUAGGCACUAUCUCUGCGCUGAUCAUAUCGCCUGCAAUUAUGGCAGCUAGUGGUUGGCAAUGCAUUUUUAUUGUAUUCGGCGCACUCAGCUUCAUCUGGGUUGUAGUGUACGUCUUUAUGGGAAUGAGCCGACCAGAGGAUGAUCCCUACAUCACGGCUGAAGAACGCAAUUUCAUUCUUUGCAACCGCACAGUCGAUCCAGACACUCACGAACGUCAGAGCUCGCGCGCUGAGCUAGACACCCAUGCAAUCAACUGGCGGGUGCUGCUGACCUCACGGCCAGCGUGGGCGAUCUACGUUGCGCACAUGUGCUACAACUACAGCUGGUACGUCCUAUUGGGCUGGAUUCCACAGUACUUUAAAUUAGCUUUGAAUCUCGAUCUGACCAAAACGGGAGGGUUUGCCGCCGCGCUGCCUUACAUGUGUGGCUACACCGGCACCCUACUGUUCGGGCAACUGGGUGAUCUCCUGGUCACUCGCGGAUACCGCGAACUGCAUGUGCGCCAAACAAUGAAUGCUUUUUCGUUCUUUGGAUGCGCCUUUUUUCUCUUCUCGCUACGCCUCGCCAAGUCAGCCCCCAUGGCAGUGGCUUUACUGUGUAUGACACUGUUCACCAGCCGCGCCGCUAUGGCUGGAUAUUGGGUCAACAUGAUUGAUGUAGCGCCGAAUCACGCUGCACAUGUUAUGGGCAUCUCCAACACCUUCGGCACUAUCCCGGGCAUCAUUGGUAAUGUGGUCACAGGCGCAAUCCUGCAAGCUACGGGAUCAUGGGACCUCGUGUUUGCAAUUGCUGCAGUCGUCCUCAUCUUUGGCGCGGUGUUUUUUCAUUGCAAUGCCUCAGACAAGUCAAUUUACGCAAGACGUAGCCACGAAGAGGAUUACAGCAGCAUCAGCGCUACUUCCAGCUCCAAGUCCAAUUUGUCUUAUUCGUCUUUGAUCCCCGAGCUUCACGACGACAAAGAGAGCUUGCUUGCUUAG
Messenger RNA from Peronospora belbahrii, 1467 nucleotides. NCBI's taxonomy places the organism in Eukaryota, Oomycota, Peronosporomycetes, Peronosporales, Peronosporaceae. The record is from the annotation of a GenBank genome assembly.